Messenger RNA from Penicillium oxalicum, 714 nucleotides. Its product is annotated as 40S ribosomal protein eS6. The record is from RefSeq and is a predicted model, not a curated record. The transcript has 6 exons. Gene Ontology annotation, molecular function: structural constituent of ribosome. Gene Ontology annotation, biological process: translation. The coding region runs from base 1 to 714 and encodes 237 amino acids. Lineage: Eukaryota; Fungi; Ascomycota; Eurotiomycetes; Eurotiales; Aspergillaceae. Gene Ontology annotation, cellular component: ribosome.
AUGAAGCUCAACAUCUCCUACCCGGCCAAUGGGUCGCAAAAGAUCAUCGAGAUCGAAGAUGAGCGCAAGCUCCGCCCCUUCAUGGAGAAGCGCAUGGGCACCGAAGUUGCCGGCGACUCUCUCGGCGAUGAGUUCAAGGGUUACCUGUUCAAGAUUACCGGUGGUAACGACAAGCAGGGUUUCCCCAUGAAGCAGGGUGUUCUCCUCCCCGUCCGUACCCGUCUGCUCCUCGCCGACGGCCACAGCUGCUACCGCCCCCGCCGCAGCGGUGAGCGCAAGCGCAAGUCUGUCCGUGGUGCCAUCACCGGUCUCGACCUGUCCGUCCUCGCUCUCUCCAUCGUCAAGCAGGGUGAGAACGAGCUCCCCGGUCUGACCGACACCGUCGUUCCCAAGCGCCUCGGCCCCAAGCGUGCUACCAAGAUCCGUCGCUUCUUCGCUCUGUCCAAGGAUGACGAUGUCCGCAAGUUCGUUGUCCGCCGCACUGUCGCCAAGGAGGGCAAGCCCGAGUACACCAAGGCCCCCAAGAUCCAGCGCCUGGUCACUCCCCAGCGCCUGCAGCGCAAGCGCCACCAGGUUGCCAUCAAGCGCCGCCGCGCUGAGGCUGCCCGUGAGGCUGCUAACGACUACGCCAAGCUCCUCGCCAACCGUGUCCACGAGGAGAAGGCCAAGCGCGAUGAGCUCCGCAAGCGUCGUGCUUCUUCCAUGCGGAAGUAA